AUGGACACCAAUGACUUGGAUCGAUUCUGUCGCCGAAGUCAAACUCCGGGAGAUACAACUCGGAGUUCGAGAUCCUGUGGGAACAUUUGCUCCAUGGCAGCCCUGUCCGCAUGGAAUCGUCCGGCCCGACCACGCGGUCUACACACGCACGGCGAGUACCGAAGCCCGGCACUUCUGUGGAGCGAUCAACAGCUCAGCAGCCAGCACCUGGAACCACGCUGUGCCGCCAAAUUGGCGGAACUAUUCGGCGACAUUACUGACCUCGAUUUGGUCGACGAUCCGCCAGCCAGCACUCCUACGGAGUUUCCGCCGCCGCCGAAACAGCCCGAGAUGCUCAGCCAGCAGAUUGCCAGGCCCGCAGGGGGCUACCGCCGUCCGCCCCGUAUACGACUCUGUGCCACCACCAACGUCGACGUGAGCGACGGGACAAGUAUAACGGUGCCCCACUUCGGCGCACAUGUAUCCCUCGUAUACAAGGCCCACAUCGGGGGUAAGAGAUUCACGUUACGAUUUGAUCGAAGUGGCCAAUGGAUUUUCAACUUAUUGCGGUUAGAUCUCUCGGCUAAUUUUCUUCAGGAUUUUCCCACUGAUGCACUACAUCAUUUAACAGAUUUGACAUUUUUGAAUGUAUCCAAUAAUCUUAUUACUGAAAUAAAACGGAUACAUCUAUUAAAUUUGGACAAGUUACAAGUAUUGGAUUUGAGUCGUAAUAAUAUAGAUCGACUCGGCAUUAAUACGUUCUCCAGCCUUAUUACUCUCACAAGAUUGGAUCUGAGUCUCAACGCGCUGCGCACGAUCGAAGAAUCGUCAUUUGAGGGCUUGACAAAUCUGAAAUGGUUAUCUUUACAAGAUAACAAUAUUUUAUUAUUACCAGCUUCAGCGCUCACACGAUUACCAUCCUUGGCGCAUUUACACGUGGAAUUCAAUCGUAUUGCUGCAUUGUCUACUGAAUUAAUUUGUGCUGCGUCAACGAAUCUCAUGACCUUGAGCCUAACUCGCAAUUUGGUUCGCGAGAUACCACCAAAAUUGUUUUCUAACUUCAAAAAUCUCAUCAGUAUCGAGCUUUCCGGUAACAUGCUGUCUAUUAUCUCGCAAAACAUGUUUGCCAGUUUGGAAGACACUCUGCAAUAUCUUGAUAUAUCAUAUAAUCGAUUAACAGCUAUCACUGAAUUGCCAUUAAGAAAUUUGGUCUCGCUAAAUUUAGCGGGUAAUCAAUUAAAACGUAUAUCAACAGAAACUUUCACACAUUUACAUAAAAUACUAUAUUUAAAUCUUAGUAAUAAUCCUUUAUAUGGUGGUUUUCCGCCGAUAUUUCCUUCAUCUUUGAUAUGCCUUGAUAUAUCAUAUACAGAGCUGAAGAUUUUACCAACUGUGUUGCUAUUGAAUCUUGAAUUACUAGAAAAGAUUUUUUUAAUUGGUAAUCAGUUACAAGUAAUUAGUGAGAACACUUUCCAAUACUUAUAUAAUCUUACAGUAAUUGAUCUUUCGUAUAAUGCUCUUGAACGUAUUGAAAAUAGUGCCUUUGUUGGUCUUAUAAAUCUCUACUCAUUGAACUUGCGAGGUAAUAGGCUCACAUCGUUCGUCGGCGAAUAUUUCAAUACCGGUACUGGCCUAGAAAUUCUUGAUUUGUCUGGCAAUUGUAUCAACCAGCUCUCUCUGACAGCUUUCGCAAUUCAUCCAAGGCUCAGACGACUUGAUCUUUCAGAAAACCGAUUUGUCCAAUUUUCCAGUGACUUCAUCAAGUCGCUACAGUUUCUAGAAUGGUUGGACAUGUCUGGAAAUAUGCUACGCCAUGUAAAUGAGUUUGCCUUCUCACAGAUGGGAAGAUUACGUGAUCUGGAUCUUUCUGAUAACAGGAUUGAAUCGGUGGGUGAAUUGGCUUUUCACAAUUCUACGCAGCUUCAAUCGAUAGAUCUAUCCGGGAAUGUCCUCGAGACACUAAACGAACGUACAAUGGACGGUUUACUUCGUUUAGAAUUUUUAGAUUUACACAAUAAUCGACUUGUUUCACUGCCCGAAACUCUUUUCGACUCAUCAAGAGUUCAUGCCAUAGAAAAAAUCGAUUUGUCCAAUAAUCAUUUCAACGAAAUACCAAACCUUACGUUACAACGACAAUCAGCAUCGUUAUUCAGUCUAAAAUUAGCUCGCAAUCGAAUAGUAGAAGUGUUUGCACAAGAUAUUAUUAACAAUGUGAAGGAGCUCGAUCUUUCCGAAAAUCCUCUAAGUGAAAAUGCAAUUCGCGGCAUUCUGGGUGAAGCAAAAAUUCUACGAUCACUUAACCUUGCGAAUACGAAUAUUAAAAUUAUUCCCAGGUUAGAAAUGCCUUUCCUUAAACAUUUGAAUCUCUCAGGGAAUGCAAUUGCAGAUAUUAAACCUAUCAUAUUGGAACGUACUACAAUGUUAGAAAGCUUCGAUGUCUCAAGAAAUCAUUUGACAGCACUUACAAAUCUUGUCAGUACUUUCAAAAAUCUACCGGUUCUUCUAAGCCUAGACAUUUCGAAUAACGAAAUAAAGAAUAUUAACGAAAGCAAUUUUGAUGGAUUAGCAACACUACACUCUUUAAAAAUGGAAAAUUUGCUAAAUUGUACUAGAAUUGAAAGAAAUGCAUUUAGAGCAUUGACGAAAUUACGAUAUUUGUAUGCUUAUAAUUAUCCCAAGUUGGGUUAUUUUGACGUGCAAGGUAUUUUGAAAGAUAUGAUAAAUUUAGAAAUAUUGGAUAUUGAAAUCAAAGACGCAUCGAUCAGCAAUGAGCAGUUAUCAGUGCGUAUUCAUCCUUACCUACGAGAGUUAACAUUACGAGGAGAAAGAUUGCGUAAUAUUCUUUCAAGUUCACUAGUCGGUAUACGUGGACCACAAUUAUUCCUGAAUUUAAAGGAUACUUCCAUAGAUUCCAUACCAACAGCCCUCUUUUUUCCGGUGCCACGUUCCACUAAGGUUGAGCUGAAUGUUUCUGGCAGCAAAUUUACUAAUCUAUCACUUCAGUUAUUAACUGCUUUGGAUGAACGUGGAGGCUCAAUAACAAUUAGUGGAUUGGAUAAAAAUCCGAUCAAUUGCAGUUGCGAAGCAAAACAUCUCUGGAAAUGGCUCAAAAUGUGGGGUACUAAAGCGCCCACUGUCACCUGUGCCAGUCCCAACCACUUGGUGGGUAUACUGCUAAUCAAUAUUACAGAGGAAUAUUUCUUGUGCGAUCACACUACACCGACAAAGUCGCAAACCACAGAAACUAUAAUGUUGACGAAAUCAACAAUUCAGGAACCAGAAAUAAUCUGGACUAUCGCACCAACAACGCAAAACAAUCAAAAUGAACAUAAUAAUGAUCAUACAGUAGGUAUACAACGCGGGUUCUAAUUCUGGAGCUCCGAGGGAGGUGCAGGUGUACGGGAACUGUGGGUGCGGAGAGUAGAGGAGAGGGAGAAGGCAGGGGUGAUGCUUUAAAAUGAGCAGUGGAGGGAGGAGGUAAAUAAGAUAGUAGGAUCCGGCAAAGAUGAAGAUGAUAUGAACAAAUAGAUAACAAACAGAUAAACAGGUGGCUAAGAUGAUAUAAACGAGAAGAUAAAUAAAUUGUGCGUGGACAG
Pogonomyrmex barbatus (red harvester ant) is the source of this 3575-nucleotide messenger RNA. RefSeq lists its product as uncharacterized. NCBI's taxonomy places the organism in Eukaryota, Metazoa, Arthropoda, Insecta, Hymenoptera, Formicidae. Gene Ontology annotation, cellular component: extracellular matrix. Gene Ontology annotation, molecular function: protein binding. The record is from RefSeq and is a predicted model, not a curated record.